Messenger RNA from Bolinopsis microptera, 1585 nucleotides. Its product is annotated as cyclin-dependent kinase 7-like. Gene Ontology annotation, biological process: protein phosphorylation; positive regulation of transcription by RNA polymerase II. Gene Ontology annotation, molecular function: ATP binding; RNA polymerase II CTD heptapeptide repeat kinase activity; cyclin-dependent protein serine/threonine kinase activity. Gene Ontology annotation, cellular component: transcription factor TFIIH holo complex; nucleus; cytoplasm. Lineage: Eukaryota; Metazoa; Ctenophora; Tentaculata; Lobata; Bolinopsidae. Bases 62 to 1108 code for a protein of 348 amino acids. The transcript has 7 exons. The record is from RefSeq and is a predicted model, not a curated record.
CAUUUAAGCGCUUAGCAGUAUGUAAUAGUAGCCGAGACCGCUACUGUAUCCCGGUCUUCAAAUGCCCAUAAAGGAUGGUAAGUCGAAGAGGUACCACAAGAUUGGUUUCCUGGGAGAGGGUCAGUUCGCGACAGUGUUCAAGGCUGAAGACACUCACAAUGAUAACAUGAUUGUAGCUGUUAAAAAGAUAAAACUGGGCUGCAGGGCUGAAGCCAAAGAUGGGAUUAACAGGACGGCAGUCAGAGAGAUAAAACUACUGCAAGAAGUCGAUCAUCCUAACAUUUGUGGGUUAUUAGACGUGUUCGGUACAAAGAGCAAUAUCUCGCUUGUCAUUCCUUACAUGACGACCGAUCUCGAGAAAAUAAUCAAGGAGCCGACAAUCAUUUUGAGUCCAGCUGAUAUAAAGAGCUACGUUAUGAUGACUCUAAGGGGACUGGAGUACCUUCACAAGAAGUGGAUUCUCCACAGGGAUAUAAAGCCCAACAACAUGCUGAUCGACUCCAACGGUAUACUGAAGAUAACCGAUUUCGGUUUGGCUCGUACGUUUGGAUCCCCCAGUAAAAAUUACUCGCACAUUGUUGUAACAAGGUGGUACCGGGCACCGGAGCUGUUGUUUGGAGCUCAGUCAUAUGGUACAGGUGUGGAUAUCUGGGCGGUGGGCUGCGUUGCGGCGGAGCUCCUUCAAAAGAAUCCAUUUCUGCCGGGGGAGAGCGAUCUAAACCAACUACAGAGAAUAUUCGAGACGCUGGGCACACCAACGGAGGAAGACUGGCCCGGACUUACUUCACUCCCUGACUAUGUGGCAUUUAAACCCUGCCCUGGUAUACCAUUAUCAGAUAUCUUUAUCGCUGCUGACGAUCAUACCAUCAACAUGUUGCACGAGAUGCUCAGAUUUGAUCCCGCUAAACGUGUUAAUUGUACUCAGGCCCUGCAGUCCAAGUAUUUCUACUCCGACCCUAAACCAACCCAUCCCGAGAAUCUACCAGUUCUACGAGACUGGGAUCAGGAUCCAAGCCCUUCAGAGAUGCUGAUGACUGCUGGAACCAAACGGCCUUUCGGCAGAAUGGCACCUCUUGAUCCCUCGCUGUCUAAGAAACUGUUGUUCUAGAGACGAGUUGUUCAUUAAUAAUUUAGCGACCUUUAUAUAACGCUAAUUUGUCCUGUUAAUGCGAUUAAUGCAACAGUAAACUGGUAAAUAUGGGUCGAAUUUUCUCAUAGUAGCGGCAGAUAUGAUCAAAAUUGUAAUUGUUUAUGUCUAUUUUUAUUUGAAUUUCUUAAAGUUAACUCCUGAUUUCUUACACAGUAAUUUUAACUUUUUCAUGAAAUCCACUGACUAUUAUUUACGAAAGUUCUCCCGACCAAGGUUGAUGAUUCUAAUGUAUUUGAUACUAAAUGUUAUUGUUAAAAACUUUAAACUUGUAUUCUAUAUUCAUGUCUCAUCGCUCCGAAGGCAGACAAUUUGUUUGACCUAUAGUUUUUUACAUGCAUCAAAAUCUGAAUCUACGUGCGUCCCGUUACAUCCAUCUUAAAUAGAAUUCUCUGUUUUUUUCACAGUUCUCCCCGAUCGUGGCUCUCUUGCAUUUUC